This is a messenger RNA of Dothidotthia symphoricarpi CBS 119687, 1440 nucleotides long. Its product is annotated as putative cytochrome P450. NCBI's taxonomy places the organism in Eukaryota, Fungi, Ascomycota, Dothideomycetes, Pleosporales, Dothidotthiaceae. The record is from RefSeq and is a predicted model, not a curated record. The transcript is spliced from 6 exons. Gene Ontology annotation, molecular function: monooxygenase activity; iron ion binding; heme binding. The annotation marks the transcript as partial.
GCUCCAUAUGCUGGGUAUCGCUCUAUCUUCGAACCUGCCUUUCUCGUACGUCUGCGCUUUUCGAAAGGAGCGCGACCUCAAAUCAACGAGGAUAUAAAGUUGAUACUAACACCUACCAAGUUGAAAAAUGCCAUUUUCAAGGUCUCUCGAAAUGACCGCGAUCUUGUGGUUAUCUCGAAUAAGUAUGUUGACGAAUUGCGCAAUCUUCCAGCCGACAAGCUCAGUUCUAUCGAAGCGUUGAUCGCGAACAUCUGCGGGAAAUAUACGGCCUCCGACAUCAUGUUGGAAGGCAACUUGCAUACGCGACUGCUUCAGACCAGACUGACGCCCAAUCUCGCUGCCUUCUCAUCAAUUAUGAAAGAAGAAGUAGACCGGGAGUUGAAGACGCUCAUUCCUAAAAGCCAAAACGAGUGGGUCAAGGUUCGCAUUUACGAGGUGAUUGCCAUCAUCAUCGCUCGCAUCUCGAACCAGAUAUUCCUCGGCGAGCACGACGGCCGAAACGAGGACUGGUUCCAGGCCUCGGUCGGUUACGCAAAAGAAGUUUCUUUCACUAUCAUGGUCAUUCGAUGCUUUCCCCCAUGGUUCCGACCCGUAGUGGCGCUCUUUCUCCCAUCGAGCUGGCGAUUACACACCCAUCUUCGACACGCGAAACAGGCUUUGCUACCUGUCAUUGCGCGCCGUCGUGAGGAAGAGGGCAAGGGGGGUUACGUCAAGCCAAACGACUUUCUACAAUGGAUGAUGGAUGCUGCGACUGGCCACGAACGUCAACCAGAGAAGUUAGCACACCGGCAACUUAUACUGAUUCUUGCGUCGGUACAUACCACGACUAUGGCUGGGGCGCACGCUAUCUACGACAUGUGCGCAAACCCAGAGUAUUUCGAACCCCUGCGAACAGAAGUAGAAACUGUUCUGGAGGAAGAUGAUGGUGGCUGGGGGAAGCCAACACUGACGAAAAUGCGCAAGAUGGAUAGUUUUUUGCGGGAAUCUCAGCGCCUGAGUCCAGCGAGCCUACUGGGCUUCCAUCGCAUUGUGCAGAAUCCUAUCACGCUCUCCGACGGCACCCGUUUGCCAACCGGUACGCACAUAUGUCUAGCUUCAGAGGCUACAUCCAAAGACGCUCGGCUCAUCCCACACGCCGACAAGUUUGACGGCUUUCGCUACUACAAGAUGGGACAGAACUCCGAAGAAGCGCACAAACACCAGUUUGCUACUACGGACAAGAACCAUUUGCAUUUCGGACAUGGCAAAUAUGCAUGUCCUGGACGGUUUCUUGCGGCGAAUGAGCUGAAGAUCGUGCUCGCGAGCUUGAUUACAAGGUAUGACAUGAAGUAUCCAGAGGGGCAAGCUAGGCCAGCCAACCUGAAUGCGGAUGAGUUUCUAUACUCAGAUCCAGCGACGAAAGUGCUGCUCAGAAGAACAGGUGAAGUGGCUGCUGAAUAA